CCUGAGUCGUCAGUGAUGGUAAAACCAGUGUAGCGCGCGGGCAGUGUGUGUCUCGCUCGCGCAGUAGUGGCCCAGUGAUGCAGAGCGACCAGUGAGUUCAGCGUCUGAGCGAUAUGCUGCCCGCGCUCCAGGGGGGGCUGUACACCUCCCCUUCGCGCCCCCUUCCCCCUCCUACUACGAUGGUGACAUCGUCUAAUGGGGUGCCAGCAGGUCCCCCGCCUCCCUCCCAAAGAUCUCGUUAUCAGCUGCAGUAUUGCGACGCCUGCAACACGGCCUGUGUCUUCAUGACAGGGCGCCGCCGCAAGUUCCAGGCGCGGUACGAGGGCUAUGUGCUCCUCAAGCGGGUGUCGGCCCCCGCCUGCCGACUCUACCUGCCCUAUGUGAUGGCGGAGCGGCAGAACCCCGCGUACCAUCGGCGGCACUCCUGCGGCGACGUCCUCGAUGAAAAUGGCGAGGCUCCCUCCGAGGCCCCGAGGCCCCCCGCCCCCCAGGUCUCGCCCUCGGCGUCGUACGGCAGGUCGAUUUCCAACGGGGACUGGCGGCGCGAUGACCCUCCGCCCACCUGGGGAAAAGUUGUCAAUCUCGAUGACUCGAGCCAGGCGGACCCCCUCCCCCCGACGCCCUCGAACGAAGCUCCGACCUCCGCCCCGCCCGCAGCCAAUGGCGCCCAGGAGCCGCAGGGCCGCAAGCCGCGACGACACUCGGCCAUGAUGGAGCGGCUCGCCUGCGGCCACCAGCGGCUGUGUCGGAAGAAGUCUCGCUCGCAGGACAACCUGGUGGGCCAGCGGGAGAGCGGGGGCGACGGACCCCUUCGCCUGAACAACAGCGUGAUCCCGCCGCCCGCAGCGCUCACCUCGGCCCUCUCACGCUCCGAGGGCAGCAUCCACAAUGUGCACGCCGUCCUCUCCACUGUCCCCGUCAAUGUGGAUGAUGUGGAUGUGUGUGCAGGCGGCCUGAGGGCUGGCGAGCUCGGCCGGCUGCCCAAGCGCUUCCUCCAUCGCGUGACGGGGGAGGUGGGGCAGCUGGUGUUCGACCUUGAGGGCUGGCGCGAGGAGUACCUCGUCCUCACUCAUACCGCCAUCUCCGCCAGGACGACAUCUGGUUUCCUGGAGGUGCUGGUGCAGUAUUCCCAGAUCGAAGACGUGCACGUGGUAGUCCCAUGUGGCACCUCUGGACACAAGUACUGCGUGAGGGUCAUCGUCAGGAACGGGGCACUCCUUCUACAGGCGAACAACUCUUACACGCGCGACCAGUGGCUGCACUCCAUCAUCUGGAAGAAAAAUGUCUUCAAAUAUCGAAACGUUCUCUGCACGGCCAAGAGACCUGAAGUUCUUCUUAAGGAACUCAAGAGCCUGGUGGAGUUGUCGCUGGCAACGCCCCUCCACGACCAUACUGUAUGCCGAGUCCCCUUGGAGCUGGCGUCCUCUAUACUCACUACGGUAAGGAUAAGGGGAAUCAUAGUUACCUUGGCUCCUCUCUUGGAGAACAACCAGCCGUCUCCUGAGAUCUGCCAUUUCUUCAGCCAACACUGUAGAUAGCCCAGUUCGUGUCUUGUACGAAUGUUCACAUCCUUAUCAAGAUAUAUGAAACAUAAUGUGGACUUCGGCAAGUACCCUUACGUGCGUCACUUUGUACAAAACUACAUACAGGCCCUCAAUAGUCAAAACGACGGGCUGCGGGUGGUGCACCAGUUCGUCCACAGCAUGCAUGGACCGACGAGUACAUGCCCUCACUUGCGGGUUCUCCCCAACCUAGUCGCAGUGUGUACAGCAGCUGUGUGCACUUUAGUGGAGGACCAGAGAAACCAAGAGCGUCUGAACACCCUCACGCAGUCCACGGAAGAUACGACACAUCAUCUUAACUGCUACCUCAGUGUCCUUGCUAAGAUCUGUGAAUAUGAUGACUGGAGACCUGGACUAGCUCAACUCCUGCAACCCAUACCUUUCCCUGAUGUGGCUCUUGCAGAUGAGAAAUUCAUCAGACAAAUUUUGCCAGUUCUUGAACAAAUAGGCACAGACCCGCGAUGUGAGGUGCACAGGAUGGUACUUGGCACAAGGGAAGAUAAGGAGGGAUGGCUAAGCAUUCUGUGCCCAUCUUCCUUAGCCUGUGUUGACGAAGGGACUGCUUGGGCCAGUAUACUUGAAACCAUUAUCAACUGUUGCUGUAAGAGAAAGAAGUUCCUAAAUUUACUGACUAAAUCACUCGGUGCCUGUAUGUUGCUGGCACUGAGGGGCAACACCACAGCACAAGACGUACUGUGCUUGAUGCUUGAAUGGAAGUUGAUCGACGGUUCAGAUCAGGGACUCCAGGUGGUCACAACAUUGCAGUCAACAACAUCAGGGAAGAGGCGUUACCAGGCUCUCUGUGAGCGACAGCUACAUCUCAGGGAAUUACAACAGAAAGGUGGACCGAGAAAGUUAACCCUCCCAAGUAGAUGCACGGAUGCCGACGUGAACCGGAUGCUGUCCUCUGGAUCCUUCGGCAACCUGGAGUGUCUCUCCUUGGCUUUCACUCGAGUCACCAGCGCCUGUGCAGAGCAGCUCAUCAAGCUACCCACCCUUCGCUACCUCAACCUCUGGGCCACACAGGUNGGUGAUGUGGGUUUGCAACUUAUAUCGGAACAUCUGCACAAAUUACAAGUGCUAAAUCUGUGUGAAACUCCUGUCACAGACAAAGGCUUGGGCACACUGACAGCCAUCAAGAGUUUGCGGAAACUGAACCUCAACAGCACGAAUCUCUCCUUGCAAACCUUCGAAACACUGAAAGAGACUCUGCCAGCUCUCCAAGAAGUGGACGUCCGGUACACAGACGCUUGGUGACCCUCGCCUCCUUCUGCUGACACUCCUG
Messenger RNA from Penaeus monodon (black tiger shrimp), 2847 nucleotides. RefSeq names its product C-Maf-inducing protein-like. NCBI's taxonomy places the organism in Eukaryota, Metazoa, Arthropoda, Malacostraca, Decapoda, Penaeidae. The record is from RefSeq and is a predicted model, not a curated record.